This is a messenger RNA of Malaya genurostris, 1165 nucleotides long. RefSeq names its product aquaporin-11 (gene AQP). The record is from RefSeq and is a predicted model, not a curated record. The transcript has 5 exons. The coding region runs from base 166 to 951 and encodes 261 amino acids. Gene Ontology annotation, molecular function: channel activity. Lineage: Eukaryota; Metazoa; Arthropoda; Insecta; Diptera; Culicidae. Gene Ontology annotation, cellular component: cytoplasm.
AGACUAUGUCUAAACCGCGACGAUCGCGACAUUUGCUGGGAUUUAUUUUUGUUCUCGCGCUCUGCUCAGUACUACUCACGGGCUUGUAAUAUCCGCGCAAGAUUAGUUGAAAAAUUAUAAAGUUAACUAAGGAAUUAAUAUUUCUUUCGAUUGCUUCGACACAUAAUGGGUAUCGAACAGUUGGCCUACAGCGUGGGCUUUAUCGCGUUAACCAGUGCGAUCGCGUCAAUUGCGCGUGGUUUGAACAACAAAUUGUCCAAGGAUGGACUAGUGAAAGAGCUAAUAUUCGAGGCGAUAGCCGCGGCUGAACUUUGCGGAUGUUGUUUCGAGCUAAUCAUCGUGGCAGAUAAUUUCGGUGUUGCAACGUACGCGGUGUUCCUUUUCACACUGACGAUCUGGUGGGGUUUGCAGUGGGGCAAUGCAACGGCCUGUCCGUAUACGUAUUUGGAACAGGUAGUGCAAGGUGAGGUCAGCUUUAAGGAAGCUGCUCUGAAAACUUGGGCCCAGCUCAUGGGCGGAUGCUGCGUGUUCCGUUAUGUUCAACUGUACUGGUGGUUGGAGUUAGCUGAAACUCACGAGGGCAGAGCAUUUGAAGAUUGUUCAGCAGAUUUGAAGGUAAACCUGUAUUGGGGCGCAAUCAUCGAAGGAUUCGCCACCCUAUGUUGUCGACUUGCUUCGAAAGUGAUUUCCGAAAAAGAUGCUAAAUUUGGUGCCUUCAUUGAUUCGUUUGUUGGCACUAGCCUAGUUGUUGCCGCUUUCAACUACUCUGGAGGAUACUUCAAUCCUGUUUUGGCUACUGCCUUGAAGUGGGGUUGUGCAGGUAACUCAGCACUGGAACAUAUCGUCGUAUACUGGAUAGGAUCAUGCGUUGGUGCUGUGCUGUCAGUUCCACUGUUUAAGACUUCUACCUUCCGUAAUUUGUUCUUGGCCGAUAAGAUCAAAUCCGAAUAAUAUAUCUUAAGGAGCUUACCAACGAGCUUGGUUACGGCUUGGCUUUUCUCUAGACAAGAUUUUAUCACUACGAUUCUAGUCACUACUGUCGAAUGUUGAACCGAGAAUGAACUUAUUCCUUGUUGGUUCAUUCAACCAAUUUCAAGUUAUCACGAUGUGAAAUUCCGUCCCUAGAUUGUAUUCAUCAUUUAAUAUAUCAUCCAUGGAUGCAGCA